Molecule: messenger RNA, 2691 nt
Organism: Necator americanus (New World hookworm)
Lineage: Eukaryota; Metazoa; Nematoda; Chromadorea; Rhabditida; Ancylostomatidae
Exons: 19
Coding region: 1-2691 (896 amino acids)
Biological process (GO): cytoskeleton organization; barbed-end actin filament capping; actin filament severing
Cellular component (GO): actin cytoskeleton; cytoplasm
Molecular function (GO): phosphatidylinositol-4,5-bisphosphate binding; actin filament binding
Source: RefSeq, a predicted model, not a curated record
AUGAGCAACAUAGGAGUGGAAGCACGGCUGCCACCGCGGCCAUACAGCCUUAUCGAGGAGAUGAAGUCUGCAGGCGGAGGAGUGAUCUCGUUAAAAGAACGUUUAGCCGCGUUGAAUAAGAGCGCCGAAAAUUGGCAAACACGAGUGAGGAAGGACGAGAUGUUGCUGAAACGAAGCUCAUCUGCUGUCAGCACUCGCGUGUCUCCUCGUGCAAAACUUGGCAAAGAAAAUGAAGCUGAGUCGGUUCGACCAACCAUCGUACCUGCACCUAUGUCCAAGCAAAGUCUCAUGCUUAGCCUUGAUAAAGGUUUGGAUUCGUUUUUCCCACGUUCUACGGUGUUGCACGAGUCUGUUUCUAAGGAUGGAGAGCUCGAUUUAAAUUCAAUCGAGCAAACCCAUAUUUUGGACACGCCGAAGCGACCACGUCUGAAAAAACCUGGCCAGCGACGGCGUGUGGUGACCGACCGAUUAGCAACGCUUGAUACCGGAAGCGUGAAAAUUGAAGAGGACCCACGUGACUCCUUAAUAACUCCAGCGAUAAUCGAUGAAGGUGGUCCUAUUGCCACAAGUGCACGGCAAGGUUUACAGGCUGUAGAAGACUAUACAUCCGUGAAAAGUGCACUAAAACAUGCGGACACCAAAUCACCUUAUCCCCCAGUGAUGCUUAUACGUGUUGCUGGAGAAAAACGGGUGGAUGUGAGAUUAGUGGCCCCACUAGCGUCAUCUAUCCACCAAAAUGCUGUCUUUAUACUUGUCACGCCGACACGGUUAUUUAAGUAUGAAGGAGAACACAGCAAUAUUUUGGAAAAGACUAAGGCGACUCAAAUCUGCAUUCAUAUCACCACAAAAGCGGAUCUAUUUUGUUCAGCAACCAAAGCAGAGGAAGUCUCAGGUUCACCAGCUGCAUUUUUAUCGCUGCUCGGCGAAGGAGAAGUGGACUUCUCCACAGAGCGGAAUGUUGCUGAACCGUUCGAGAAUGUCGUGGCUAGGACGAACCUAGUGCUGCGAGUUACGGACGACUAUAAACUGCAGUCAGUCGCGAAAGGAGAGCAUCCACGAUUUGCAUUCCUGCAGGCGAAUGAGACUCUUAUAUUCGACUUCGGCUCGGAAAUCUAUGUUUGGAGUGGUCGUAACGCUCGUAAAACGACUGGCCGCUAUGCUGUUGAGUACGCGCAGCAGUUGAGAACCAAACGGGUCACUUCGGAUUUGUCGCUGUUCGGAACUGAGCUGGGAGAGGGUCGUGCUCCUUGGGUGCUGUAUCUUCGGGUCUUCCAGGGCGUGCAGAACUGCCUGUUUGCUGCCAAAUUUUCUGACUGGCAAACAAGUGAGACGAAGUUCUAUAUCACGCCGAGGUCUUAUCAGAAAGAGGUUCCUCUCCUGUGCGCUGACGAAAAACUGGAAGCUCGACUCUUGGCUGAUAUUAUCCGAGGCUUAUCUCAUCCGGAACCCUCUGAAAUGCUAGAGGAUCAGGAACUGACGAGAGAAAUGAAGAACGUUGUGACAGAGAAUCUGACUUUUUGGCAAUUGAUCGGUGAAGAGUUGGAGCAAAUUGAGCGUACCAAUGUGUUUGUGGAUGAUUGCUGCUAUGUGAUUCGAUGGCAGUAUCGGAUCCAGAUCUCGGGAGUUCGUCGACUUCGUUCUGGCCAACUCUCCGAGAAGGAGACUGGUCGAGAACGAGUUGCUUUCUUUUAUUGGCUGGGAGCCAAGACUUCGGCAAAGCAGCAAGGACUCUGCGCAGUGCGAUUAUCGCACAUGGACAAGGAAAAACAUCAGCACGUCCGAGUUGUGCACCUCUCUGAGCAGCCAUUAUUCUUAUCUUUAUUCGGUGGAACGUUUAUUAGCCGACAUUCCGCACCGACAUCAACUUGUCGCACCUUUGUCGUUGGCGGUUGUUCUACAGCAGAAUGUUACGCUAAUGAAGUGGAUCCGACAAAACCUCUUCGAUCUCACGCUGUUUAUUUGCGGCUCAGCCCUGACAAAAUCACUGUGGUUGCUGGAUCCGAUACAGUGUCAACGUCGGUGAAAAAUGGGUUGAUACUAGCUGAAGCGAUACUGAAGUCACGGAAGAAGUUCAAUUUGAAGGAGUCGGUUCGCACUGGACAUCAAGUCCAAGGCGAUGAUACGAAGCUGUCGUGGAUUCGAGCGGUAGCCAGGACGAAAACGCCCCGACUCUACCGUAUCUACGAACUUGAAGCGACAGAAGUGCUAAGUCCACAGUACCACGAGCAUUGUCCGUUCCCCGCCAUCCAAACGGCGCUCGUAGAUACAAUUCUCGUAGACGUAGGCAAUCGGCUGUGGGUUUGGAACGAGCGUACACCAACAACGUUUGCUCUUCGUGUGGCCGAAUUGUUUUGGAAGGACAGGGUGGGGGAAGUCACAGUAGUCGGCAAAGGUAAAGAACCGGAUGAAUUUGUCGCAUUGUUUGCUGAGUGGAACGAUUGGCCGGAGGGAUAUGAUCCACAGUCGCCGCCUAGACCGCUAAAGGAUCUGUUAGCAGAACGAACACAAACGUUUAACGUAGAAAUGCUACGUUCACGGAAAUCGUUGCCAGAAGGAAUAGACACAAAAAAUCUACUACAGUAUCUCACUCCGGCCGAUUUUCGCCGUGUAUUUGCCAUGUCUGAAGAAGAGUUCGCCAAACUCCCCGCGUGGAAACAGAUUCGCUUGAAAAAAGAGGCUGGGUUGUUCUAA